CCUACACCUUUUUUUAUCUAGCUAGGCUAUCGUGGUUCCCUGUGUUGCUCCAAACAAGUCAUCGGUACGGCACUUGAAGGCUUGAAGAAGACGACGUGCAGCUGCCUCAAUUCCCUCUUCAAUCUCCCCAUUCCAGGGUGGGUUCUCAAUCUUCUCUACAAUCCAUUACAAGCAGAGGCACUCACAAUCAACACGCUGCUAUUAGCCAGAUAGCACACUUCACAGCAGCUCGACAAAGCAAUGAAGGACAUUCCGGAAAAGACGUUUCCCAUGGCGGCUGAGGAGGGAUCGGAAUCCAUGGCAUCAGGGGAGGACUCCCCGGGUGAAGCAGGUGGUGGCGAGAAGCUCUCCAUUGCCAAGAAUGAAGACAAGGUUGUAUGGGCUCUGCGAAUCUUUACCACGCUGCUCCUGUUUGGAGUGGCAGUCACUGUUUGUGUCUUGGCGUACAAGAAUGCCCAAGGAGCCCAGGAAGAAGAUUUUAAACAAGGCUUCCAGGAAUAUAGCAGCAAACUCAUGUCCGGGGUGGAGUUUUAUGUCAAGAAUCGGGUUGGAAUCGUUGAGGGAUUCGCCAUGGACUUGUCAUACGCUGCCAAUGGUUCCUGGCCCUUCUACACACCUCCUGGAUAUGUUGUAAGGGCCGGCCAUGUUGCCAAAUUGGCAAAUUUUGUUGGUGUUUCGCUUGCCAUUAAAGUGGAAACUGACCAAAAGACGGCAUGGGAAGCCUAUGUUCAAGAACACAAGGGAUGGUUGGCAGAAGAACUGGCCCGACAACGAGGCAUUCCUGUGGAAGAGGUGAAGGGAAUAUUUAUUCCUCGUGUGAUCCUUGCCAUUAAGGAUGGCGUCCCUGGGCCAGACAUGGGGGAAGGACCUUACUUUCCAGCAUGGAUGAGCUAUCCUCCCAUGGCCUUUCCUCCGUUAAUCAAUAUCAAUAGCUAUGGAAACCCAGAGAUUGGACGACCAAUGAUUGAUGCUGCCCUCAAUAAAACCACCAUGCCUUUUUCAUUUUCAGAAGACUUUAUGGAUGAACCAGAUACCAAGCAUCCCGUUGCUCUAUUGGCAAGAGAAGCGCUCCCCGGAUAUGCUGGUGAACCAUUCUUCCAAUGGAGCUAUCCCGUCUAUGAUUCCUACACAACUUCCAGUGAGGAGGAGAGGAAUGUGGUAGCCUUGGUCCGAGGUGGGAGCACUUGGGAUGGUUACUUUGCAAACAUUCUACAAAGUGGAACACCAGGACUUUUCCUGGUUCUCGAAAACAAGUGCAACCAGACGUAUACUUUUGGGAUUGAAGGAGAAAGGGCCGUGGUGUUGGGCCGUGGAGAUCUUCAUGACCCCAAAUAUGAUGAUGUAGUAUUGACCAUGACAUUGGAUUCAAUGUGGGGCGAGCAAAAUGAAGAUGACAAUGAGGAGGAAUAUGGCAAGGCGGUCCCAGGUGUCACUGUUGGAGAUUGUCACUACCGUGUUCGAGUCUAUCCCACUCAAGAAUUUGAGGAUAGCUACUACACUAACGAGCCUCUUCUCUACACCCUGACUCUGGCAGCUGUCUUUCUAUUCACCUGCAUGGUGUUCCUUGCCUUUGACUUUUUCGUGGAGAGACGACAGAAAGCCGUACUGAAGUCAGCUCUUCAGUCAGGCAAGUUAGUGUCCACCCUCUUCCCUGAAGAAGUUCGGAAUCAACUUUAUAAAGAAGAAGAAGCAAAAGCCAAGGCGAAGCAAAAGGAAAAGGGAUGGCUCGCAGCUACCACCCCUGAUCCUGGUGCCGUUCUGGGUGGUGCCUCCGAAGGUAUCACCGCCAAACAAGCCAUUGCCAAUCUCUAUCCCGAAACCACCAUCUUCUUUUGUGACUUGGCAGGUUUCACCAAAUGGAGUUCCACUCGAACACCUGUGGAAGUAUUUGAACUUCUCGAGGCUCUCUAUGGGCAGUUUGAUUCAAUCGCUGCCAGGUACAAUGUCUUCAAAGUGGAAACCAUCGGAGAUUGUUAUGUGGCGGUACGUAACAGGUCUUCCAGAACCUCAACCCGACCAUGCGUUGAUCAUGACCAAAUUCUCUCGAUCCUGCAUGGCAAGACUUCAUGGGGUGCUGGCAUCUUUGGCUGACAAGCUGGGGGAGGAUACCCUCGGACUUCAAAUGAGGGUCGGGCUGCAUUCUGGGUCUGUUACUGCAGGUGUUGACAUACGCACGUCUAUGACGUGGCGCUUUAACGCUAGUUUUAAGUCUAAUCUCACAAUAUUCCGAUCGU
Seminavis robusta is the source of this 2234-nucleotide messenger RNA. Lineage: Eukaryota; Bacillariophyta; Bacillariophyceae; Naviculales; Naviculaceae. The record is from the annotation of a GenBank genome assembly.